Danio rerio (zebrafish) is the source of this 1450-nucleotide messenger RNA. Lineage: Eukaryota; Metazoa; Chordata; Actinopteri; Cypriniformes; Danionidae. The record is from RefSeq and is a predicted model, not a curated record.
CUUUCUGUGACGUCACGAUUCAUUCAGUAACCCGACGCGUUGCGCUCCAUCAGUGGAGAUAGAAAAAAGAAAAAAAAACCAAGCCGCAUAUGCGAGGGAAUGAACGCAAACUUUGAGGGCUUUGGACGCGCGUACGACCGGUAACAUUUAACCAAUCAAUGAGCGAUUAAUGUUCCUGUAGAAUGACAGUCAGAUAGUAUGGAAAACCAUUAACAGAAGUUUUGCGAGCUUCGAGUAAACUCUGAUAAUUGUGAGGCUGGACAUGUCUGCAGAUGGUCAGAUCGUCUCCAAGUUUACUCUGGUACAGCUGGAGAAUGGAAAUCAUACCCACGAGUCAGUUAAACAGAGGCUGCUGGAUGGAUGUGUGCCUUUCUCUCAUCAGGUGGCCGGACAUAAAUGCGGGAUCAAUAACACUGGUGUUUUGAAGCAUCCUGAUGGAACAAUCCUGAAACAGCUCCAGUCUCCUCCGAGAGGCCCACGAGAAAUGCACUUCUACACACAGGUAUAUGCUAAAGACUGCACAGACACAAGGCUACUAGAGCUUCAGCAACAUCUCCCUAAGUUUUUUGGCACAUGGUCACCACGAGAGUCGCCACAUGAGCUGUAUCUGAAGCUGGAGGAUGUGACGAGGAGGUUCUUGCGGCCCUGCAUUAUGGAUGUGAAGAUCGGGAGGAAAAGCUACGAUCCAUUUGCAUCAAAAGAAAAGCGCCAAGAGCAGAUCAGCAAGUAUCCUCUAAUGGAAGAGAUCGGGUUCCUGUUACUGGGCAUGAGGGUAUACCUAAUCAAUUCAGACAGUUACAUUACGCAUGACCAGUUCUAUGGGCGCAGUCUGGGAAAGGACACCAUUAAAAAUGGCCUGAGCAGAUUCUUCCACAAUGGCCAAGAUUUACGACGAGGUGCGAUUUCCCUGAUCAUCUCUAAAAUCCGACGCAUCCUCCGCUGGUUUGAAACUCAGACUCAGCUGCAUUUCUACGCCAGUUCUCUGCUGCUGGUUUAUGAAGGCUCUCCUCACACACUCGACGGACAGAAACACAAGCAAACACAGCAUCGGCCGCAGAACAACUUCAGCUCCCAUCAGAGCCGCUCAACACACACACCGAACACUAACGGGACACUGGGAGGAGCAGGAGGAGAGGACGACGGGGAUGUUGGGGUGGAGGAUAAGAAGCAGUUUGGACAGGAGGAGGCAGUGGAGGUGAGGAUGAUUGAUUUCGCUCAUGUGUUUCCCAGUGACACUGCGGACCAGAGCUACAUGUAUGGCCUGAGGAACCUUCUUGCUGCUUUAGAACUCAUUUUGAAGGAAUGACAUCUGACCUGCUCGAAGACUACAGUCUAGCUCUCUCUCUCUCUCUCUCUCUCUCUCUCUCUCGAUUCAAUUCAGUUCACUUUAUUGGCUUGACAUACAGUUGUAGUCAGAAUUAUCAUCCCUCCUGAAUUAUUAGCCCCCCUG